Molecule: messenger RNA, 1257 nt
Organism: Orycteropus afer afer
Lineage: Eukaryota; Metazoa; Chordata; Mammalia; Tubulidentata; Orycteropodidae
Source: RefSeq, a predicted model, not a curated record
AUGGCGGCGCGGCGACGGCGACGGCGGGGACGAGGCUGCGCGGACGUCAGCGCGCGCAGAGCAAGCCGGGAGCGCUACGAUAGCCGCCACGCGCCGUGCCACGCCUGCGCGCUGCCGCCCUGCGGAACUUAUUUCUCUCCCGGGUCCCAGGGUCGCGCGGAGGUUCGGGAAAGGGUGCGUGAGGCGGCGAGCCCGGGAAGUCACGUGAGACGCUUCCGGCUGCGCCGCGGGGCUAGCGGGAAACUGGCGGCGGCCGCAGCCCUGCUGGGGAGCCCCGAGACCCAGCCGUACUGCAAAGAUCACGUGAGACCGGCUGCCACACUGGCCCCUUCCAGAAGGCAGCAGCGGGCCCCCUGGGUGCUCCCCGUCCUGGGGCCCCUGGUGGGCAGGGCACUGGUGCCUGCCCUCCUCUCCCAGCUGCUGGGGGCAGAAGCCACCUCAGUGCUCAGGGAGGGGGUCAGGAGCCCCUCAGCAGGCUGGCUGAACGGACUGGUGGACUGGCCGUGUGGAGCUGGUGCAGUCUCCAUGGGGCCUGAGGAACGGGGCCGGUGCUACUGUCAUGGGCCAGGGCUGAGCCCUACACGGGGGCGGCGUACACACCAUUCUGGGCACAGCCACUGCCCAGGCUGGGACAGUGUGGACGGGCAGAUUCUGGGCCAGCUGCGCCCCCUGGCAGACGAAGAAGAGGAGGAGGAGGAGGAGGGGGCUGAGGCCGUCUGCUCCCUGGGGCCCGCCUUCCCUGAGAUGGUCUCCCAGGAGCUGCGGCUGGCCUCCUUCCAGGACUGGCCGCUGUCCUCCUCCACCUGCCCCACACAGCUGGCUGAAGCCGGCUUCUUCUACACAGGCCCUCAGGACCAGGUGAGGUGCUUCUUCUGCUGUGGGGGGCUGCAGAGCUGGGAGCGUGGGGACGACCCCUGGACUGAGCAUGCCAAGUGGUUUCCCAGGUGUGAAUUCUUGCUCCAGUCAAAAGGAACGGGCUUUGUCCGCAGUGUCCGGAGCUCAGACUCCCACCUGCUUGGGUUCUGGGACCCGUUGGAAGAACCAGGAGAUACCGCCUCCACAGGAAGCAGGAGCCCCGAGGAGCAGCUGCAGCGCCUGCAGCAGGAGCGCACCUGUAAGGUGUGCCUGGACCGCCCAGUAGGUGUGGUCUUUGUACCCUGCGGCCACCUGGUCUGCCCCGAGUGCGCCCCCAACCUGCGCAUUUGCCCCAUCUGCCGAUCACCCAUCCACAGCUGUGUCCGCACCUUCCUGUCCUAG